Xiphias gladius (swordfish) is the source of this 2267-nucleotide messenger RNA. It is a transcript of the gene fyna, whose product is annotated as FYN proto-oncogene, Src family tyrosine kinase a. Lineage: Eukaryota; Metazoa; Chordata; Actinopteri; Istiophoriformes; Xiphiidae. The coding region runs from base 318 to 1931 and encodes 537 amino acids. Gene Ontology annotation, biological process: innate immune response; cell surface receptor protein tyrosine kinase signaling pathway; T cell receptor signaling pathway. Gene Ontology annotation, molecular function: ATP binding; signaling receptor binding; non-membrane spanning protein tyrosine kinase activity. The transcript has 13 exons. Gene Ontology annotation, cellular component: extrinsic component of cytoplasmic side of plasma membrane. The record is from RefSeq and is a predicted model, not a curated record.
GCCGUCGUCAUCAUCUGUACGCACGGCGGCGACGGGACUUCUUGAAUCGGCAGGGACUGGUCUCCCACCGCUAUUCUGUCUCAAUGCGAAGAGAAAACACUGACAGAAAGUAGGAGCGUACCAGCGAAUUUCCCCACGAAAGUCUCUCUGGGAACUCCGAUGGAUUAAUCUGAUUUUUCUGCGUGGCUCCCUUCUUCUAGUCAGUUAGGUGUGGAGCAAAUAUUGUAUGGGGCUGGUGAAACUGAAAACGCUGUGCGCAGGAGGCGAUCUCUGUACUUGGUGGGCACGUUGUUCAGGAGGGCUUCAGAGAGUAGAGAAUGGGCUGUGUCCAAUGUAAGGAUAAAGAAGCAGCAAAACUCACUGAUGACCGGGAGACCAGCCUCUCGCACAACUCCGGAUAUCGCUAUGGAUCCGACCCCACGCCGCAGCACUACCCUAGCUUCGGGGUAACCACCAUCCCCAACUACAACAACUUCCACAGCGCUGCCACACAGGGGGUGACCGUGUUCGGGGGAGUCCACACAUCCUCGCAGUCUGGGACGCUUCGGUCCCGGGGAGGAACAGGGGUGACUCUGUUCGUGGCUCUUUAUGACUACGAAGCCAGGACUGAGGAUGACCUCAGCUUCAGGAAGGGGGAGAGGUUCCAGAUCCUCAACAGCACUGAGGGAGACUGGUGGGACGCUCGCUCUCUCAAUACAGGUGGAACUGGUUACAUUCCCAGCAAUUACGUAGCUCCGGUGGAUUCGAUCCAAGCUGAGGACUGGUACUUUGGUAAAUUAGGUCGAAAGGAUGCAGAGAGGCAACUGCUCUCCAACGGCAACGCCAGAGGCACUUUCCUCAUCCGCGAGAGUGAAACAACCAAAGGGGCCUACUCCCUCUCCAUCCAGGACUGGGAUGACAUCAAGGGAGACCACGUCAAACACUAUAAGAUUCGCAAGCUGGACAGCGGAGGCUACUACAUCACCACCAGGGCCCAGUUUGAGACGCUGCAGCAGCUAGUACAGCACUACUCUGCCAGGGCUGCAGGGCUGUGCUGCCGCCUGAUCGUGCCAUGCCACAAAGGCAUGCCUCGUCUGACUGACCUGUCCGUCAAAACCAAAGACGUGUGGGAGAUCCCGCGAGAGUCGCUGCAGCUCAUCAAACGUCUUGGAAAUGGGCAGUUUGGAGAUGUCUGGAUGGGCACGUGGAACGGCACCACCAAGGUGGCAGUGAAGACUCUGAAGCCAGGCACCAUGUCGCCCGAGUCCUUCCUGGAGGAGGCUCAGAUCAUGAAGAAGCUCCGCCAUGACAAACUCGUGCAGCUCUACGCCGUGGUGUCUGAAGAACCCAUCUAUAUCGUCACUGAGUACAUGAGCAAAGGGAGUUUGCUUGAUUUCCUUAAGGAUGGAGAAGGACGAGGCCUCAAGCUGCCAAAUCUAGUGGACAUGGCAGCUCAGGUGGCAGCAGGCAUGGCGUAUAUUGAGAGGAUGAACUACAUCCACAGAGACCUCCGCUCUGCCAACAUCCUAGUCGGUGACAGUCUGGUGUGUAAGAUCGCUGACUUUGGUCUGGCCAGGCUCAUCGAGGACAAUGAAUACACAGCAAGACAGGGUGCGAAGUUUCCCAUAAAGUGGACUGCUCCCGAGGCUGCUCUCUACGGGAAAUUCACCAUCAAGUCAGACGUGUGGUCGUUUGGCAUCCUGCUGACAGAGCUGGUGACCAAGGGCAGAGUGCCCUAUCCAGGCAUGAACAAUCGCGAGGUGUUGGAGCAGGUGGAGCGAGGCUACCGGAUGCCAUGCCCGCAGGACUGCCCCACGUCCUUGCACGAGCUGAUGGUGCAGUGCUGGAAGAAAGACCCGGAGGAGAGGCCCACCUUUGAGUACCUGCAGGCCUUUUUGGAGGACUACUUCACUGCCACUGAGCCCCAGUACCAGCCAGGGGAUAAUCUCUGAGCACCGUUGCCCUCAUCUCAUGUCAUGUCACUGGUUUUCCACCGGAGGGAGCCAGACUCCAUAUUUUCUCUCUCAUCCUGUGGCUCUAACAAUCUUAAAAAGCUCAUCGACUGACUUCUUGACUACCAAGCUUCACACACACACACACACACACACACACACACACACACACACACAGGGACACACGGCUGCUCUGUCAGCAAACUGACUAUCAAUUCAGUGGAUGUUUUUGAAGUGGGAGGGGGCUUUGAGACGACUGAAUAGUUAAAAAUGACUACCAUGGAUGAACCAGAUGAGUUGUGCAACUUGUAUGUAGUGUAAAUAUAAAUUGCUUGU